Messenger RNA from Colletotrichum destructivum, 926 nucleotides. RefSeq names its product Putative survival motor neuron protein oligomerization. Lineage: Eukaryota; Fungi; Ascomycota; Sordariomycetes; Glomerellales; Glomerellaceae. The record is from RefSeq and is a predicted model, not a curated record. Bases 1 to 513 code for a protein of 170 amino acids. Gene Ontology annotation, cellular component: nucleus. The transcript has 5 exons.
AUGGCUGACAACGACAUGGAAAUGACGCAUGCUGAAAUGUGGGAUGACUCCGCCCUCAUAGACUCGUGGAACGAGGCCCUGGACGAGUACAAGGCAAGUGGUCCCUUGCCGUCUCAUGGGAGACGAUGGUUCCCCUCGACCCUCGACGCGCAACUGCAGGCGGUCGAUCAGCCAGAGAUCGUGCCCGGUACUGAAGGAGCCAGCAAAACGGAGGUGGCUGGCAACAGCACGGAAGUAAAACAACCCCUCGACCCCAGUGGAAAUCCAGGCAGAUCAGAAAAGCUUGGCUCUGUCCUCAUGCAUCUGGUCCAGAAUGACUCCAGCGACGUGCCUAUCGCAAAGGCAGUCUCGGGUCACGGCGGCAACGGCCUAGGUCCUGCGACAAUGGGCCCACAAAGCCUCCUAGGUACAGUACAAGACGAAGGGCUGAAAAAACUGCUGAUGUCUUGGUACUACGCCGGAUACUAUACCGGACUUUACGAAGGUCAGCAGCAGCAGCAGCAAGCAAAGUAAACGCGGCGAGAGCGGCGACAACGAGGCUGAGCAGCCUGCUCGACCCUGGUGCCAAUCUAGAAUGCAAGGUUGUGUGGGGAAUGGGGUGAGUUCUGUAACACGAUCUGUUCCAUCGUCCGAUGAUGCAACAGCGCCACACCUUUCCUCUGUCUGAGGUUCGCCGUGACAUGUGUCACACGAACGACAGGAGCGCAGUACCCGGUUCAGCAAGCCUCUGUGAUUUGCCGUGGUUUCCCUGUCGUCAUCUGCGCGCGUCCGUCAUGGGACGGAGGAAUUGGGACGCGGUCUAAGUCGGGGCCGGGCGAACCCUGGGCUGGUGGCGGAUCCCUCGAUGCAAACCUCGUGGCUUUGCUUUGCGACAGGAAAAUUUGAGGAAGCAUUUUAGCGCGACUCCUUUUGUUACUCGGAUGGGG